Colius striatus (speckled mousebird) is the source of this 8459-nucleotide messenger RNA. It is a transcript of the gene ABCA5, whose product is annotated as ATP binding cassette subfamily A member 5. The coding region runs from base 313 to 5259 and encodes 1648 amino acids. Gene Ontology annotation, molecular function: ATP binding; lipid carrier activity; ATP hydrolysis activity. Lineage: Eukaryota; Metazoa; Chordata; Aves; Coliiformes; Coliidae. The record is from RefSeq and is a predicted model, not a curated record. The transcript has 40 exons. Gene Ontology annotation, biological process: transmembrane transport; lipid transport. Gene Ontology annotation, cellular component: intracellular membrane-bounded organelle; membrane.
CGGGUUCCCCCCUCCCUCGCCAGGGUGUGUACAACGGGAAGGGGAAGAAAACGAGAGGAAGAGGAGGAGUUUUGCUGUACCUGGCUCGUCAUUACUCCGGAGUAAACGCUGUGGGUUAAUGAUUGAUGUGUUCAUUGAGGUUUCGUGGCUGUGCGAUAAACAGUGAGGAACCGACAUUUGCGCUUCACAGGUGAGGAAACAGAGAGAGAUGUAGCUUGAGCAACAACUCCAAACCUGGGACAGCAAGGUGGCAAAGCUGGGGCCAGAAAGCUGCCAGUUCCCCAGCCUGACAUCCCUCAGCAGUCUUGAAAAAUGGCACCAGCAACUCCAAGAGGAGCAGGAGUAUGGAGACAAACCAGAGCUCUCUUGUUCAAGAACUGUCUUAUCAAGUGCAGGACUAAAAAAAGCAGUGUUCAGGAGGUCCUCUUCCCACUCUUCUUCUUGUUUUGGCUCAUCCUGAUGAGCAUGAUGCAUCCCCACAGGAAAUACGACGAGGUGGCUGACACCAGCCUGGGCACCCUGGAUACCUCCAUGCUGGUGAAUUUUAUCAUUGGCUACACUCCACCAACCCGAAUGGCACGAGAGAUCAUGAGGAAAGUGGCUUUUGACCACUUUGAAGAUGGCAUCAUCACAGAGGAGUAUUUAAGUGAAGAGGAGCUGCAAGAGGCUAGUGCUUUUAAACCCCCAAGCUUUGUGGGUGUAGUGUUCAACGAUGCCAUGUCCUACCAGCUGAGGUUUCCUGAUUCAGUUGCCAUGUCUUCCAUCUACACAGAAUCGAGAGCCAGUUGCUCCAACCUGAGGAAGGGCUGUGAGUCAGUGACAUACUGGAGCUCAGGGUUUGCAGCUCUGCAGGCCUGCAUUGAUGCUGCCAUCAUCCAGCUGAAGACCAAUCAAUCAGUUUGGGAACAGCUUGAAUUGACAAGAGCAAUGGUCAUGGGAGAGGCUGCCGUGGUGGAAAUAGAUAAUUUUCCUCGUGCCAUCAUUUUAAUUUACUUGGUGAUUGCUUUCUCCCCCUUUGGGUAUUACCUGGCAAUUCACAUUGUGGCAGAGAAGGAGAGGAAGCUGAAGGAAUUCUUAAAGAUCUUGGGACUUCAUGACACUGCCUUUUGGCUUUCCUGGGUGCUGCUCUACGUGAGCCUGAUUUUUGUCAUGUCCAUCCUUAUGGCAGUGAUUGCAACAGCAUCUUCCCUCUUUCCCCAGAGCAGCGCCUUUGUGAUAUUUCUCCUUUUUUUCCUGUAUGGAAUCUCUUCAGUUUUCUUUGCAUUUAUGCUCACUCCUCUGUUUAAAAAGUCAAAGCACGUGGGUAUAGUGGAGUUCUUGGCAACGCUGGCUUUUGGUUUUGUGGGCCUUAACAUUGUCCUCCUGGAAGAUUUCCCCAAGUCCUUUGUGUGGAUUCUCAGCCCUUUGUGCCAGUGCAGCUUCCUGAUCGGUGUGGCACAGGUCAUGCAUCUAGAAGAUUAUGAAGAUGGUGCAACAUUUGCAAAUCUAAAUCAUGGGCCUUACCCACUCUUCAUCUCUCUCAUCUUACUGGUGCUGGAUAGCAUAUUUUAUCUGCUGGUAGCUGUCUACCUUGAUCAAGUUAUCCCAGGGGAGUUUGGACUGCGCCGCACUCCGUUUUUCUUCAUGAAGCCCUCAUUUUGGUCAAAGCACAGAAAAAACUACAAGGAGCUGUAUGAGAGCAGCAUCAACGGCAGUUUGAGUUUCAGUGAGAUAGUUGAGCCUGUGCCAUCUGAAUUCCAGGGGAAAGAAGCCAUCAGAAUCAGCUGUGUUCAGAAAACGUUCAGGAAAAAGGGGGAAACUGUGGAGGCUCUCAGAAAUUUGUCCUUUGACAUCUAUGAAGGUCAGAUCACAGCUCUGCUGGGGCACAGUGGGACCGGGAAGACGACGCUGAUGAACAUCCUCUGUGGGCUGUGUCCCCCGACGGACGGGUUUGUCUCUGUUUAUGGGCACAGAGUGUCUGAAAUCGAUGAGAUGCUGGAGGUGCGACAGAUCACGGGGGUGUGCCCUCAGUCCGACAUACACUUCGAUAUAUUGACCGUGGAGGAGAAUCUCUCCAUAUUUGCUGCAAUUAAAGGAAUCCCUCAGAAUGAUUUGAUACAAGAGGUGCAGAAGGUGUUGCUGGAUUUGGAUAUGCAGCCAAUCAGAGACAACCAAGCUAAAAAACUAAGUGGAGGGCAGAAAAGGCGUCUGUCAGUGGGAGUUGCUGUUCUCGGGAACCCCAAGGUUUUGCUGCUGGAUGAGCCGACGGCAGGGAUGGAUCCGUGUUCGAGGCACAUUGUCUGGAACCUCCUGAAGAACAGAAAAGCCAAUCAUGUGACUGUUUUCAGUACCCACUUCAUGGAUGAGGCAGAUAUCCUGGCUGACCGUAAAGCUGUGAUUUCUCAAGGGAUGUUGAAAUGCCUGGGAUCAUCUCUCUUUCUCAAAAGCAAAUGGGGGAUUGGCUACCGCCUGAGUAUGCACAUCGAUGCCUAUUGCAACACAGAGGCUACAACCUCACUGAUAAGGCAGCACGUUCCUGCAGCCAGCCUGAUCCAGAAGAACGACGAGCAGCUCGUGUACACUCUGCCCCUCAGGGACAUGGACAAGUUUGCAGGCCUGUUUUCUGACCUGGACACUCACACCCAUUUGGGUGUUAUCACCUACGGCGUUUCCAUGACGACACUGGAGGAUGUCUAUCUGAAGCUGGAAGUUGAGGCAGAGAUUGAUCAAGCAGAUUAUAGUGUGUUCAAUUCCCAGCAAGUGCAGGAUGAAAUGGAUACGAAAUCACUCGAUGAUAUGGAGCAGAGCCUCCUGAUGCUCUCAGAGGCAAAAGCACCAGCAAUGAGCAACACAGCCCUCUGGAAGAAGCAGGUUUCCACCAUAGCAAAAGUUCAUUUGCUUAGUCUCAAGAGGGAAAAUAAAUGUGUGAGAGUUAUGUUGUUGCUUUUUCUGAUUUUUCUUGUAGUUCAGAUUUUGUUGUUUUUCAUACACCACAUCAUCAAAAAUUCUGUAGCUGCUAUCAAACUUUCCCCAGAUUUGUACUUGCUGAAGCCUGGAGAGGAAUAUCACAAGUACAGGAGUCGUCUCCUGCUGCAGAACUCCACAGAGUCGCAUAUUGAUGACAUUGUCCACUCUCUUGGGAGCAUGAACAUCCUCUUGGAGAUGUUCAAUGACAGUGAUUAUGUCUCAGCUGCACCUCACAGCGCAGGCUUGAACGUGUUUGACCUUCAGUCCAGACAGAACUAUGUUUUCACAGUGGUAUUCAACAGCACCAUGGUGCAUUCCCUGCCAGUUCUGAUGAACAUUGUCAGCAAUCUGCUGCUGCGCAGUCUGAACGUGACGGAGAGCAUUCAGAUCUGGAGCAACCCCUUCAUGCAGGAUCUUCCAGACACAAUUUUCAGACUGGAGAUCUAUUUUGAAGCUGUGUUGCUGGGGAUCAUUGUCACAGGAAUGCCACCCUAUUUUGGCAUGGAUAAUGCAGAAAACCAUAAGAUCAAAGCAUACACACAGCUGAAGAUAGCAGGACUCUAUCCCUCUGCUUAUUGGACUGGGCAGGCUGUGGUUGACCUCCCACUGUUUUUCUCCAUCCUGGUGCUGAUGAUAGGCAGCCUCUUUGCCUUCCACUAUGGAGUUUAUUUCUACGUGGGCAAGUUCCUCGCUGUGAUUUUCUGCCUGAUUGGUUAUGUCCCAUCAGUGGUGCUCUUCACUUACGUGGUCUCCUUCACCUUUAAAAAAGUCCAGAACACAAAAGAAUUCUGGUCAUUCAUCUUUUCAGUGACAGCCUUGCUCUGCACUGUUGUCACUGAAGUGGCUUUUUUUCUGGACUAUUACCUGGUAACCACCAUCCUGCAUUACGUCUUCUCCAUCUUCAUUCCUAUUUAUCCCCUCAUUGGCUGUCUGAUUUGUUUUAUAAAGGUCUCAUGGAAAGGCAAACGAAAGAGCCUUGGAUAUUACGACCCCUGGGACCGGCUCCUGGUAGCAGUCAUAGCUCCCUAUUUGCAGUGUGUCGUGUGGCUCUUCCUACUGCGGUGUUUCGAGCUGAAGAAUGGAGGGAGAACAAUUAGAGAGGAUCCAUUUUUCAGAAAAUGUUCUACAAAAGCCAAAAGCUGGAAGUUCCCAGAUGUCUCACGUGAUGAGAACGAAGAUGAAGAUGUGAAGGCAGAGAGGCUGCGUGUCCAAGAAAUACUGAGCAGCCCCAGAAGUGAGGAGGUGCCAGCAAUCCUGGUCAGCAGCUUACACAAAGAGUUUGAUGAAAGGAAGGAAUUUCUUCUGGGGAGGAAAAUCAAGAAAGUGGCAACAAAACACGUUUCCCUCUGUGUAAAAAAAGGAGAAAUCUUGGGUUUGCUGGGACCCAACGGGGCUGGGAAGAGCACAUUGAUGAGUAUGCUCGUUGGGGAGAUCGAGCCCACCAGCGGGCAGGUCCUGAUGGGAGAUUGUGCUUUUGGCCUGAACAGCGAAGAUGACUCGGUGAAGUUUGUGGGCUACUGUCCUCAGACAAAUCCCCUUUGGCCAGAUAUUACACUGCAGGAACACUUUGAAAUUUAUGGUGCUAUCAAAGGGAUGAGUCAGACUGAUGUUAAGGAAGUCAUAAAGCGCAUUGCAAGUGCCCUGGAUUUGAAAGACCACCUGCAGAAGACAACGAAGAAGCUGGGUGUGGGGCUGAAACGCAAGCUGUGCUUUGCCUUGAGCAUGCUGGGCAACCCACGGGUCACGCUCCUGGAUGAACCAUCAACAGGGAUGGAUCCAAAAGCCAAGCAGCACAUGUGGCGGGCAAUCCGAGCAGCAUUUAAAAACAAGGAGAGAGCAGCUAUCCUGACCACUCACUACAUGGAAGAAGCAGAUGCUGUCUGUGACCGUGUGGCCAUCCUGGUGUCUGGGCAGCUCAGAUGUAUAGGUACUGUCCAGCACUUGAAGAGUAAAUUUGGCAGAGGAUACUUCUUGGAAAUGAAAUUAAAUGAAGCAGCAGAUGUCCAGCAGGUGGAAUAUCUGCAGAGCCAGAUUUUGCACAUCUUCCCCAACGCCAAUCGUCAGGAAAGUUUUGCUUCUAUUUUGGCCUAUAAAGUUCCCAAAGAAGAUGUACAGUCGCUUUCACAUUCUUUUUCCAAGCUGGAAGAAGUAAAACACACCUUUAACAUCGAGGAGUACAGCUUUUCUCAGGCUACACUGGAGCAGGUGUUUGUGGAGCUUGCUAAGGAGCAGGAGGAGGAGGACAGCAGCUUUGGCACCCUGAACAGCACACUGUGGUGGGAGAGGACACAGGAAGACAGAGUGGUGUUCUGAGCUGCUUAACAGUUCACAUCUGCUCAGCAGCUCCUGUUUCAUGCUGAUGGUGAUCCUCUGAGCACAUGGGAGCUGGGAUGGACAUGGAAAGUCAUCCUUGGAAGCACUGAGUGUGUUACACCAUCCUGGCCUCAGGAACAAGGCUGCUGUAGCAGUGAACAUCCCCACUGCUACUCUGGCUGAGCUGAAGUUCCUUCUGCCCUCUUAUUUCCCAGUUUGCAUUGAAUGAGAAGAUGCUGCUGUGACAGUGGGUCAUCUCCUGGUGUUGGGUGCUGCCUUUCCUCCCUCAGCCCUGCUGCUCUGGCAUCAGGCUGCCCUGAGGUUGGAGUGUCCUCACUGGAAACCAUGCAUUUGAGCAAAACCAGUUGCUGUUGGAGCAUCCUGCCCUGCUCACUGUGUCCCAGGGUCGUGCUGUGCCCUGUGCCCUCAGUUGGGCAUAGCUGCCUGCCCAAUGAGGGGCCAUGCAGACAUGUGUCCCUGCAAGGUCCUGCUGAGUCCUCCCUGCUUCUGCUUAGAAGAUGCACCUUCUUAGAAAAAGAGGGGGAAAAACCACUCCAAAGUAACUGUAUUCACUGCAAAGAGGGUCCUGAAUCACACUGCAAGCUUAGCUUAGUGUCCAGCCAACACGAAAACGUUCAUGUACAGAUCUAACAGCACUUGUUGACACAUAUUCCCCUGGGCUGCAGGUUGGCAGGUGUGGUAGCUCCUGCUGCCCUUCUGGGUGGUGUUGGUGUUUGUAAUGCAUGCUCUGGGAGGUUAAUGGGAGGGUAUACAAGUGGAUGCUUUUCUUUUUCUCCCUGCCUGGUCAAAGUACAAAGACCAAACUGUGUAGUUCUGGGAUUUGCAGAGAUGUAUUUCUCAUCUUCAUGAAAAACAGUCUAAUUCUUUGGUUGGGUGUAACAGUGUGUAUCCUGCCAGCUGGUUUUAGAGACAGUCCUUUUGUAGAUGUUUUCAUUUUCCUGGACAGUGGAUUCCUAAGUACAUGCAAUGGUAUUUCCUAAUCCAUCCUUGUGAUAGCAGUAAGUCAUGCACUAGUGUCCUUAGCACAGCAAUGUGUGCUUUGUCCUGGCCUGGCAAUUUUCUCUUCACCUUCAUAAACCCAAAUGAAAAGGAUCCAGAUUCACAGCCUCAUCAGUAGGAAUGAUGCCUUUGGUUUGCACAGAAGCACGAAGAAGAGCAGGAUGUGUGAUCCUUAAUCCUAAGGUGUGACAGAUGUGUGUUGAAAAAGAUAUAUUUUGGGUUGUUUUUCUACCCAAAGCUAUCAGCACUGUUUUAGUUUUACCAGGUGAACUGGAGGAUUGCUUCACAGCUCACUGUGUUCUGCAGUGAACAGACGUAGAGAUGGGUUUAUAUCAGAACUUUGGCUUCAUAAGUCAUAGAGUUUGAAUAGUGUCACUUGGAAGUUAGGAAAGACCUUUGGUUUUUGUGUGAAAACUCAUAAAACUCUGGGCUGAGCUGGAGUUGUGUGUCCCAACUGUAACUAUCAGGCAAUAAUGUGUGUAAUGUGUCUGGUGAUGGUUUAUCACCACGUUGAGCCAAAAUCUCUUUUCAUUAGUUUUUCCUAUGGGGAGAUGUGAGCCCUCUGUGUACAACUUCAGUUUCCUCUUUCAUGUCUGUAGGUUGCAUAUAAACCUAGUAGUUACAACUGGAGCCCAAGAGCUGCAGAAACACUUGGACAUCUCAUUUGCUUCCACAGGGGAAGCUCCCUUCCCCUCAGGAGCACAGGCCUUGGAUCUGGCUGUACCCUGAGCCCUGCUACUUGCAUAAAGCCAGAUCUCCUGUGCUGGAAACAAACAGGUAAAGAACAGGAUUAAAGCACCAGCCUUUAAACUGUAGCUACAGUAGCUUUUCUAGGGCUGAAGCUUCCCAGUAAGAAAAGAAAAAUGACCCAAAUUUAACUCUUCUAUUUACACAGCCUUUUCUUUAGCCCCCUGGGAAGCCCCAGCAUUGCUCCCAGCUGCAUCCCUGCUGCUGCCUGAGCAUUCUCCUUCAUUUAGAGCAAAGGUGGGACCCAGAAUUCUGUCUCCCAAUACUUACCCAUGUAUGUACAUACAAGUUAGGGACAGCUUCUCCAAAUCCCAUGUUUCUUACUUCCAUCUGUCUUUGUAAAUGGUGUUUCAGCUGAGUGUCAUCUGCACAUCUCUCCAGCAGUGUACAGCAAGCUGUUUCCACAUGACCUUAUAGGAGUGCAGUGGUGACCUUUUAGCCUUCAUAUCUAGCUUUAUUCUUUAACUUAGAGACAGAAUGAAUAACCUGUGAAAUAGUCCUGUGCUCUCUGACAUCACUCUGUUUCAAAUGGCUUCUUCCUUUCUAACGUUUCCAAUGGAUCAGAUGAGAACCUCCAUCAGCAGUGAGUUUUGCUCAGUUUGGUACUGUCCUUGUUUCCCCAGCAGUAACCUGGUUGGUGUUGGCACUGUGUUGAUGCAGCUAUGAAGAAUUUGGCUCCUUACCUGUAUAUUUGGGUAGGAUCUUCAUGUGUCAGUGUGGUGUGAGAUACCACCAAAGCAUCACUGUAAUCACAGUGUGUUGUAUCAGGAGCCUUUCAAAGCAUCAUACCAGGUUUAGAAUUGACAGAAUAGUGGAAAACACCUGCAAAAUUGAACCAGGGAAUCCCCUGGAAAUGUGAGAGCUUUAUUCCUGCAGUUUUAAGUCCCUUUGUUCAGCUGUUAUCAAUGACAUGCCAAGUCCCAGCCAUAGGGUACACACACCUGGUUGGUUCACUGGGAGAUGAAACAGAGACGAGGCAUCUGGAUUGAAGCUGGCUGUGGGAUUUGGGGCAAACCCACUGUUCCCAGGUGUAGUGGUUUUAGUUACCUCACAGGGUUGUUGUGCAAAAUAGUCAGCUACUAUAUCCAAAACUUGGAAAGUGCAUUUACUUUGUGGUGUUAUUGUAAGGUUGUAUUUUCCUAUGGAGGAAUUUAAUGUGCCUGAUUUCCAUUGCCAAGAAAAACCCUUCUUUAAAAAGAUCUGUGUGUAGUGGGCAAAGUCUGUUGCAGAGCUGACAUCUAGUAGCAGAAACAGAAGGUUUGGGGUCUAAAGGUGAUGUGUUUGUAACACUCCUCAGGCACCUUGAGUCGUUUGCAGUUUCUUUUAUACACCUGUCUUUCUUUUUACCACUUUGCUGCAUUUGUAAAGUCAAGGGUUUUUUUUCCUUUUCCAGCAGAAAGUACUACCAAAAUAAAGAUGGAUUGGAUUGUUAA